Melanotaenia boesemani (Boeseman's rainbowfish) is the source of this 633-nucleotide messenger RNA. Its product is annotated as G2/M phase-specific E3 ubiquitin-protein ligase-like. The record is from RefSeq and is a predicted model, not a curated record. Gene Ontology annotation, molecular function: ubiquitin-protein transferase activity. Lineage: Eukaryota; Metazoa; Chordata; Actinopteri; Atheriniformes; Melanotaeniidae. The coding region runs from base 4 to 633 and encodes 209 amino acids. The transcript has 3 exons.
AUUAUGUAUUUAUUUACAGCUGUUAGGGAGGAUCAAUACUACAUGGCAGGAAAGAUGAUUGCAGUAUCUGUUGUGCAUGGAGGUCCAGGACCUCAUUUCCGGUCAGAAGACCUGGUCCAUUAUCUUGCAGGUCAGGCUUCAUUUAAAGCAACAGUUGCUUCAGUAACUGAUGAAGACAUAGGGAAAGUCUUACAAGAGAUUGAGAAUGCUACUUCAGUGGACGUCCUGCGUGAAUGUGUCAUGAAACACAGCACUCUGCUACAGAGAGCAGGUUGUCUGAGACAUGUGUCCACUGUUGAAGAGAAGAAAGACAUUGUUUCCGACUACCUCAGGUGGUAUAUCAUUGACCGCAACUCAUCGGUACUUCAUAGGUUUAAAGAUGGUCUUUCAGCACUUCAUUUUUUAGAAGCACCACAGCAACAACCCACUUUGUUGUCCCCAGUCUUGUGUCACAUUGAAAAGAAGCUCACAGCGCUUGACCUAGAGAGGCUUUUCAAACCUGACUUCAGUUCAUCUGGGAGUAACAGGAGGCUUCUGGAGAGUCAAACUGUGGAAUUCUGGGCAGACUAUCUCCUUGACUGUGAAGGUUUGUCAAUCCUUAUUUUUAGAACUACUUGUGACAAGACAUUGUGA